Molecule: messenger RNA, 7950 nt
Organism: Chilo suppressalis (striped riceborer)
Lineage: Eukaryota; Metazoa; Arthropoda; Insecta; Lepidoptera; Crambidae
Source: the annotation of a GenBank genome assembly
CUGUGGCUCAUUCACAAUCAUCACACAGUUUCUGUCACAGAGUACCUACCUUAUUAUAACCGGAAAUGACACCUGAUUUUAAAAGUUACUCUUAAGCAUUAACUUUAAAAACAGGCAACUAUCUGUUAAUCUACAUGCUCUAUAUAUCUGAAUCUAAUCCAUAAUUUCGGUACUUGGCUUGAUUUCCCUAGUUUACUAUAUAACUUAUUUGUUUUUUUAUUAUUUUAAUAUGUUCAGUGUAUAUGGUUUAUAGAAGUUCUCAUAGGUGUCCGUCAAUAAUAUUCGUUUCUACAGUAAUUUUUAUAUAAUUUCGAAUCUAGGCAACAAUUUUUGAUGAUUAUUGGUCUUUAGGCCAAACAUGUAUGGAAGCUGAGCAAUCUCCUUUGUAAGAUUGCAUUUUUUGUUGUAGUAGUACGUGUUAUCAGGUACAGUAACGUAAAUUGCUUUUCGGGAAUAUUCCGAGAUCAAUAAAAUUGGAAGUAACAACUGUUUUCUAAAAAUGCAUUUAUGAAAAAUAAUUAUUUUCAUCGACUAUAAGGCGUUGAGCAUACGACGGGCAGAGGCGGUCAGUUCAGGACGUUCAUUCUAGUUAGGGCUGCCAUCCGUCCGGGUUUCCCCGGAUUUGUCCUAGUUUACGGGGCGUCCGGGGAGCGUCCGGGCGGGGUUUCAUUUGUAGUCCGGGUUUAAAAAUUUACGGCAACGCAUGAAAGGCCCUUGGUGCUGAAAGUGUCCAUGGGCAGUAGUGACCACUUGUUAUGAGGUAGACCGCUAGCUCUUUUGCCUAGAUCAACAUAAAAAAGUUGAUUUGUGAUAUUUUUAACUAUUUUUAUUAGUCUGUCCGGAUUCUGGGCUCCAAAAUCCGGGGUUAUCACGCGUCUUAUCCUGGUUGCCACAUUUUAGAGAUGGCAGCCCUAGUUCUAGUGAAAAAAAAUAAUAAUAAUAAUAAUAACCUAAGUCGGCCAUAAUGUGCAUGCUAUUAGUUGUUGUCGUUAGAUAAUGACCCAUAUUAUCUACAUAUUUAAGUAAUAGAAAAAUACCAUAUUAUUGACGACAGAUUCGUGACAAGUGGGUUAGGUUAGGUUAGUGUUGUGACCUGAGCUUAGCCAGCCACCUGAUAGAUAAAUAAUAAUAACAAUAAUAAAAAAUAAAAAAACAAAUAGGUACCUAUUUUUCUUCUAGUUUUCAUACUACAUACAUACAUACAUACCUAUUACUACAGAUCAUACCUACACUUCACAUACCUAUAAGAAGAGACAAGACGCGCCGUCCGGUCGGUCGCCGACAGGCAGUGAUGCCCCCCCCACCAUUCGCUACGUGCCGCGCGUCCCUCUUUCCCCCUCUCCCCGCUCGGCUACAAAAACAGUAUAUAUAUAGGAGAGGACCUAGUUCAGUAUCAGUCAGCGCGUCCGACACCGUUCGUACGUACGAUACGGUGAGGUUCGUUCAUACAUUGAUACACAGCAGCAGCAGCAGCAAGCAAGAUGACCGGUCGCGGUAAGGGAGGCAAGGGGCUCGGAAAAGGUGGAGCGAAGCGUCACAGGAAAGUUCUGCGCGAUAACAUCCAGGGUAUAUCCAAGCCCGCGAUUCGCCGUCUCGCACGCAGAGGUGGCGUCAAGCGUAUCUCCGGUCUGAUAUACGAGGAGAUUCGCGGUGUUCUGAAGGUAUUCCUUGAGGACGUCAUCCGCAACGCUGUGGCAUACACCAACCACGCAAAGAGGAAGACCGUCACCGCCAUGGAUGUCGUCUACGGUCUGAGGCGUCAAGCUCGCACCCUUUACGGUUUCGGAGGUUAAAUCUGUUGGCAGCAUCAACGAUAGCUCUUUUCUAGAAUUUAUUAAAUUAAUAAUAUUUUCAUAUGCUGAAUUAAUUUACGUAUAUAUUUAUUGUCCAUAAUGAAUUAAUAAACUUAAUAGAAAAAAUUUAGCUCAAACUUUCGGAUUUUUUUUUCUCGACAAUGACUAAAUAGUGCGCUACAACUUUAGUAUAUCAAUACACCUUUGUAUUAUUUAUUAAACCAUUGCCGUCUUGUCAUGUAAUAAAAAUUCUAGUUUCUCAGUUUUUAACCAACUAAAAUUGUUGGAAUGCAGAGAUGAUCAUAGAUAUUGUUUUUUACUUUUUUGUGGUAUACAAUUCGAAUGUAAAUUAUUACGUAUGGUACUCUCUGAAAAUGAAACAGUGAAAAUAAUGAAAUACACUGCAAAAUCAGUGAAUAUAAAACAACUGAUUCAAACAGUGGUUCAAUUUACACUACAAAAUCAAUGAAUAUUCACUGAUUAUGCAGUGAAUAUGCAAUGUAUGUCAUUAUUUUCACUGUUUCAUUUUAGAGAGUACAUUUUUGAUAAAUUAAAAACGUAUCUUCGAAGAAGGACUUGGCCCAAUAGGCUUGUGUCAACCAGCAAUAAAUCGAAUGGGUUACAGUUUCUAAAUAUGAAUUAUGAUAUACAGAUAACAAAAAAUAAAGCUAUUUAUUAUAAUAAUUAAAGAUUAUUAUUAUUUUUAGAAAAUAAAUUCGAAUAAAAUAGGCAUUUGAUCACGUGACGGCAAACACCAAUCAGAAAGACUGACGUCACCACGUGCAAAACAUUACUUGUGGUUGCCGUUUUCAUACAUUUCAUUGAUUUCUCAUUCAUGUUAUUGUUACUUUGAUACAAUUUAUCAGUUUGUUUUCAGAUAAUUAUUGAAAGGAAGCAUAAAACAUUCAUGGAAUUGGGAUUUACCGAAGCAUAUAAUAAAUUGUUAUUGUUUUAUCAAUAUAAUGCAAUAUAAUUUAUCCGGCUUGUAUAACAUUUUGAUUUCAUAGAUUAUGUUAUGCAAAAUACUUACCUACAUCAAAAUGUUCAUCACAAAAUUAUUCUUGUAUUUGUUGAUAAACAAUGAAUAGGCACCAUCCCUCCUUGCAAGUUCUAACCUUUUUUCCGCAUUUGUGGCAUAUAAAUAAUUUGCCUGGCGUUUUAUGCUUGUCCUUUUAUACUAGGACACUAAACAGUACUUGUAAUACGAUGGAUUCAUUUUUAACUAAAUAAUUUUAAUAGUCGGCGUAGAGCGUAUUGUUUGCUUUGCACGGUGUGACGUCAUUCAAGACGCCAUGACAGUCUAGAGCGUUUUCGAGGGAAAUUUGAAUACAAAAUACAUAUUGUUAAUGUAUUUUUUUUUUUAAAUAAUAUUUUUUGGGGUUAAAUAAACAUCAAGGUUUAUUAUUAACUAUUUUUUAAAACAUAGGCAACUAGCCUAUUUUACCAUGUAAGCAGGUAAUCUUGAAUGUUUUAAAUAAAUGAGACUAAUUUCGGUAGCGUUUAAUACUGUGUUUUUGUUUUCUUUUGAUAGAACUAUUGCUUACUCGGAAUUUUUAUUUUUUACAGAAAAUGAACAAACACUUCGGGACCGAGUCUCAAACAAGUCACCUCGAAUUCCUCGCAAUGCCUUCAAGCCAUUCCCCGAUCCGAGUGUACAACCAACGAAUCUAGUUGACAAAUGUAAGAAAAGGUUCACCACAAUCGCGAUGAAUGACAAGUCUAUUUUGAAAAAAUACCGCCAACAGUUAGACCCAAAAAGAUUUGCAGAAAGUGAGAAGAAAUCAUCAGUUGAAACGAUGAAUGAUGGAGGAGAAAAUGGAUCAACUUUUCCAUGUGAUCUGAAAGAGCAUAAAGUGAAUCACACCCCCGUCGCAGAAGAGAUUAAACUACGACAAGAAAAUAAUAUAAUGAAUGCUACUAUAAAACAGCCCAUUGAAAAUAAUCGAAAACUAAAUAUCCAAAAUAAUGAAAUUGAAAUAUCAUCAGAAGAAUCGAGUGAAGAUGAUGAAUCAUCUUGCGACUCAAACAAUGCCAUGCUAUUAGACAAAAAUGGAAGGAAGAUUUCAUCAUUCGCUGAUCCAGAGAAAAAAAUGCUAAAACACACUUUUGUUAUUCACCCGAAAAAGUCAACAACAAUGGCAAAAGAAGCACCGAAUGAAGGCACCAUUUUAAAAAAAAAAUACAAGAAACUAAAAAAAAAAUGUCGAUUAUUAAAGACGAUAUUCAUCGAACAGCAGAGACAGUACAGAAGAGAUUUACAAAUUCAGAAUUUUGCUCAAAGUCUGUACCAAGCUAUAAAGAAACGCUAUAAUUCAGAGGAAGAGGAUGAAUGAUCAUUAAAUUGACAGGAUUCGUGAAUAUUUAUUAUCUUAAUGGGAUAGCAUAAUCAAUACAGCAUUCAGUGUUUAAGAUUGGGCUAAACAACAACAAAUUUUUGCUCUAUUUUUAGGAGUACAAAAAGUAUAGAGUAAAUAAACCUAGUGGAUGUAAUUCGCUUCCGUAUACUUAUUUAUUCUUUGGAAAGAAAUCAAUGUUCAGCCCAUCUAUCAUUCGUACAUCGCGACAAAAAAUUCAUCCCCAUCAUCUUGAUGCGUGGCUAUCCACAACCGUGCGUUUUUGUCGAAAUUUUUUACCACGAACGACAAAACUGUGGAAUAUGUUGUCGCCAGCAGUGUUUCCGGACCAAUACGACCCAAGAACCUUCAAAAAAAGAGCGUACUCCUUCCUUAAAGGCCGGCAUCGCAUUUGUGAUACUCCUGGUGUUGCAAGUGUCCAUGGGCGACGGUGAUCACUUACCAUCAGGUGAGCCGUCUGCUCGUAUGCCCCCUAUAACAUAAAAAAAAAUCUCAACUGGGAGGUUCAAAUUUCAUUCCCGAUUCCAGAAGUGACUUUUUUCUGGAAAGAUCGUCCCUUGCAUUGUCUGGGUGACCAUGGAAUCGCGCUAUUUACAACCUGAUAUUAUUUUAGUAUAGAUAUGAUACGUUACAAUUGCUUAAUUUAAAUUUUAACAAAGAUUAAUUAUUAGCAAUUGUCUCACAUAGGUAUUUAUCGGACAACAAUUUUAUUCAGUUUUGUUUCAUUACGGCAUUGUCUUCAUACCAAAUUAAACUAGUCUUUGUUUGUAUUUCAGUUGCUAACCUAAUACCCGAAUAGAAUUUAUUUUUGGGAAAGGGUUCGCACCCAAUUCGAAUUUCCUAAGUUCAAGUUAGGCACCAAAUGGGAUACCACAUUGGGCCCAUUUUGGAAAUGUAACGCCUAUCCCUAUUAGGACCAAGUAAGAAAAGCCUAAUUAAGGCCAGUUAAAUAUAAAAACUAUGUUGAUUGAUUAUCUCAUAUUUUUUAUGAUUUUAUAUUGUUGAAAUACUAAUUAUUAAACGUUUUUUAAUCAAAUUUCCGCGAAAAUACAUAUGCUGAAAUUUGUUCCUUCGGGGAUUUUAACCUACGAUCGCUAGCUUGCUUGCAUCGUAGACCAGUGCCUUUAUCCGCUCGGCUAUUCAUCCAAUUAAAAAAAUAUUACUAUUAUAUUAAUAUGAACGAAUCCAUAUGUGAAAUAUUUUUAUAAAUCAUUAUUUACUUUAAAUCUCAAUAAUAAAUAAUGUUAAUGUUUCAAAUAUUUUCAUAUCUUUAAAUUAUUUAUUUUUUCUGAAACUACAAUAUAUUUCCAGUCAACAUAAUUCAGUUAAGGUUUAAUGAAACAAUUGUUUUUAUUAAUUCAUCUAAUAAAAAGUUAAUUAAUUAACUAUUAUUAAAAGAAAAAAAGAUAUCUGAAAGUAUUUACAUUAUUAAAAUACUUUGUUAUUGGAAUUUAAAGAAAAUACUUAAUCCAAUGUAAAUCUUUUAUAUUGUAUUGUAUUUAUAAAUGUGCUUCAUUUGGGUUUAGUUUAAGUAAUUCUAAAUUUACAUUAUUAAAAUACUUUGUUAUUGGAAUUUAAAGAAAAUACUUAAUCCAAUGUAAAUCUUUAAUAUUGUAUUGUAUUUAUAAAUGUGCUUCAUUUGGGUUUAGUUUAAGUAAUUCUUAGUUGGCCCUAAUAAUUUCCACCCCUUCUAACAUAGCCAAACAUGGGUGUCCGCGAUUACCCAGCGUUCGUAUUUAUCCCACUAUCCUCUAUAGCAAUGUCCUUCAUUAAAAUCACAUCUUCACCUUCAUACGGUAUCACAUAGACGAUAAACAGAAUGAGAAUAGAUACGGUAUGCCACUGAAUUUAAUCUUGUUUGACUACUUAAUUGAUGUCUAGAUUCCUAAAAGCUGACAUACUUCUAAUUAUAAUUCAUUGCUUACCGAUCAGCUGCUGUCUAGAGAUUGAUAAGAUAUAUUCCAUAUUUUAUCGAGAUUCUGUAUAUCUAAGGAUCAAUGUCAUGUUACUAGGUUGAAGGAAGUUAAUAAAACAAACGAUUACCCAAACCUUUAUUUUAUUCAUUACAAGUACAAAAAACUACUACCAAGCAAAAAUAACAAAUACAAAAUAAACAAUCUUAUUUUUAAUCAUUUAUCUAGAUUAUUUUUAAAAAAUGAGACCAUUUGCAAUGUACUUGAUCGCAAUUUCUAGCGAAAUAAACUUAACCCAACAAAGAAUACAAACCGAUUAGAACUAAAUGGAUUAUAAUAUUGUAAUCCAUUGCGAAUGUAUAUACAUUCGAAAAGCAACAUGUAUCUACUUUGGAAAACACUGUGCAAAAAUUAACGAUAAGACAGCUGGUGGUUUCAUGACGGUUUAGUAAAAAUGAGUUUUUAUACUUUAACAUUGGAAUGGUGGCAGGAGUGUUCUUAAAACAGACCAAAUGAACCCAGACUCGAGGGAUCUUUUUGGUAACAUUGAAGAAUUCACUAUUCACCUCCUGGCUUCAUUAUCAGACUGGCUCAAUGAUAUCAGAUUAUUGUAUUGUCAUCCAAAUUACAUACACUUACCAAGUUUUGAAUCAAUAUGAGAAUAAGAAGUAGAUUGAAUUCGACUUUCCAGAUUUGUUUACCUAGUUAAUUACAAGUGAGGCUAAUAUAAGUGUGUUAAAAUAUGAUAAGUUUUGACUCGUUUGCCAUAAGCUCCUUAAAGAUAUGAAAUCAUCAACAGAUCAAGAUCUGUAUUGAGAAUAAUUGUAAUAAUCAUAAAAAUGUAUUGUACAUAAUUAUUUAUAAGUGUUAUUAAUGGUAGUUGCACUUUAAAUACCUUCCACAAAGACACCAUCUACUUCCCACUCCUUAUAUAAAAGUCCAGUUAACAUACGGUUGCCUGGAAGAAAUUGCUUCUUAGCGAUAAGGCCGCCGUUUGUACUGUUAUGUAAUAGUUUUAAUUAAUUGUCCUUUGAAAUAUCAUGGUGUACAAUAAAGUGAUCAUUCAUUCAUUCAAAAAUGAGUGUAGAAGAUUAUUUGAGUUCAUGUUGUACUUUUUUCAAUAAAAGUUUUAAUCUAAUGUCUUAAAGUAUUUUUAUUUCAUAUUAAUUUACCUCUGGCCAUUUACACUUACAGUAGCAAUAUUUUUUUAUUGUUCAAAUCGUUAAAUUUAACACACACUUCUGGACAAGACUGUACCUAUGUUGAAACGACUGUUUGACAGAUAAAAAGAAAUGAACAUAUUUAAAUAAAACAAAUGACAUUUAAGAUUUUCUCCCACAAAACGAUUUUCUAAGUUUAGCAAAAAUUAUAAGUGAUUGGGUAAUUGUGCCAGUGAGAGUAUUAAAAGACCCGGAGUAAUUUUUUUCGUUGUCAUAUUUUUAUUUUAUAAAAUAAUCUUUGAGAACAAGAAAAACUAUCGAUAUUGUUAAUUAAAGAAAACUAAAAUAUCGAUACCGAACUUUCCCUAGUUACGAUUACUUGUGAUUGUCAUUAGUGUGCGUAGGUGAAAAAAUAUAUUUGUAGGCGAUUGUAACAAUACAAGUAACUAGGCUGUGGGAGAUUAUUUUAAUGUAGUGGUUUACCUCGUCCCCCUCAAAAAGUGACAGACUUUGCACUGAGUAAAAUUAGGCGCGUACUUAGUCCAGUGGUUUAAUGGUCUAAGUUUUCAUUCCUUAUUAAGCAUGACAAGGACAAACUGUUGUCAAGUGAAGGGCCGGCAUUGAACUCGUUACUCUGUGGUUGUGGUGCAUGCAGUUUGUAUUUGUAGUAAUCUGUGGCAUUCGUGCAUUCCAAAGGGUACGGCCAGAGUGCACUCAGAUUCAGAUUCAG